Messenger RNA from Tympanuchus pallidicinctus (lesser prairie-chicken), 1527 nucleotides. RefSeq lists its product as uncharacterized. Lineage: Eukaryota; Metazoa; Chordata; Aves; Galliformes; Phasianidae. Bases 1 to 849 code for a protein of 282 amino acids. The record is from RefSeq and is a predicted model, not a curated record. The transcript is spliced from 7 exons.
AUGCCAGGUAUCUCACCUGAGGAUGAACGAACCGUGAGACAAGAACAAAAUCACAUUGACUCUGCUUACUAUCGCUCACGGCGUAAAGCUCCGCCGGAGGCUGCGGGGAGCUACCGGGAGAUUUCUGAGGAUCCUCUGCCUGUCGGCUGCUGUGAGUCCUUUGGCGGUCAAGAUCAGCCCGAACAGGUAAGCGCUUUUGAUAGCGAUGGCACAGCGGAGAGUCCGGGAGUCGUCACAGGUUCCCGGUGUGCGGCAGGACUCUGCCGGGCCGUCGCCUCGCUCUUUUCGGGUCCGGCGUGGGAGCUGCCGCCGGGCUCCCUUGGGAGCCGGUAUGUCGUCGCUGCCCGGCUCCCGUUGCUUUCCCAGAACGGGCUGCGGCUCAGCUUCUGGAAUCCUAGCCCAGCCCCGGGAUGCUCUCAGCCCCCACGAGGUUCUUCGGGGCACCGCUUUAGUUUUUCUGUUGUCCUCGGUGGGAGCGAGCGGGAUUCUUUCCAGCCCCAUUCCUGCAGCCUCGGUGCUGCCGGGAGCAGGAAGCAACGCGAAGGGCUGCCGAAAGAUUUACUUUUUUUGCAGGCUGAGCGAGGGCUGCGGCGGAUUUUCUCGUCAGUCCGAACAGGGAAGUCAGACCAGCGAGGUGAUGGAGCAGCUUUUCCAGUGAGAGAACAGGGAUGUAUUGAGCCCUGCCUACUGAGGAAUGAAGAAGUAGCAGAACAGUUGCCCGUGAGGCUGAAACAGCAGGUAAAAAGUUCUGACACGGGUGACGGAGGAGCCAGUGAGAGAGGAGCGCCUCUGGAGCUUGCUCUCCCUGUUGCGGAAGCGAAGCGUAGGGGCGGCCUCGAGCACGACUGAAUUCUGGAUGUCGUGUGGAGGAUGAAGAGUGGGACUUGCAGGAAGACAACUUAGUCCUCCUAGAGGACUUAUGCGGAGUGGUUGCCGCUGAGAUCGCUCCUUGAUGAUACCCCAGGAAAGCCUUUGAGGAAGGGUGACUUCCUGUUGAUUGCAGAGGAGCUGGUCGAAGGAAAGAUGUGUGAGAACUCGAAGAUAGCUGGCGUCGCUGCAGCCUUCAGAAGGGGUGAGGAUGGCCUGCGCCAAGGUAGGCCAGUUGGCCGUGACUCCAUCCCCCAGAAGAUGAUGCAGCAACAUCUAGAUAGCAUCAUGGAGCAGCAGGAAGAGAAGAAACUUCUAAGGAGGACUUCAGGUGGAUUUGCGGAGGGGAAAUCAGGACAGACCAACAAGGUCGCCUUGUGUGUUGUUGGUACCGUUUUGGUUUUUCUGAGAGAAGGCUGGAGGAUGUCGCCGGGGGAAUAUGGCUACCGCUACAAAUAUCUGAAGCGCAGGAGUCCAGCCGAUGGAGAUCGGCUCAUCUGCAGAGCAACGGGAGCAGCUUGGAAGGACUUGCACUGCAGAAGCUCUAUACAAAGAGAAGGAAGAAUGACUUCACCGUGUGAGCGACGGAAUAGGCUGCAGAGUCUGCUACUCUGGGGCUGUUCCGGUUGCUUUCCUGGGUGAUGGGCGGCUUCAGCAAGG